Equus quagga is the source of this 4721-nucleotide messenger RNA. It is a transcript of the gene NTNG1, whose product is annotated as netrin G1. NCBI's taxonomy places the organism in Eukaryota, Metazoa, Chordata, Mammalia, Perissodactyla, Equidae. The transcript is spliced from 8 exons. The coding region runs from base 1559 to 3178 and encodes 539 amino acids. The record is from RefSeq and is a predicted model, not a curated record. Gene Ontology annotation, molecular function: cell-cell adhesion mediator activity.
CUCAGCACCCCGAGGUCGUGGAGCGGCGGCAGCGGCGGCCAGAGCAGCAGCAGCAACAGCGAGCGGGACGGAGUUAGGACCGCUCGGAGCGCCCAGGUCUCGAGGUAGUAUAAGGUUUGCAAGCCUUCCACUUGCUGGCGGUUGCAGAAGAAGAUCUGCUUUUAAGUGAAACGUACAUGCCACCCCUCCGAGGGCUGCGGCUUCCCGGGUUUGCUUCUUUCUUUCUUUCUCGCUGCUCCGGCCCUCGCGCUCACUCCUUAAUUUGUACGCGCCCCUAAGUUUGCCAAGAGCUCGCUGCCCGCUCGGAGCAGGGUCCGGCCAGGCGCCGCGGGCGGGGGCGGGGAGCCCGGGAGCCGCAAUCCAGAAGCAUCGUGGGCCAUGUAUAUUUCAUCAAAUGGACUUUGGGUGCGUCGCGUCUCGCAGCCAUCAACGCUAUGUGCAGUGACAUUUCUGACUUGAGUGGAGGAAUGCGCGAAGGAAGCCCGGGCGAAAUUGGUACAUGAGGAUCUUCUUGGCGCCAAUGCUAAUUGUCCUGAUUUAUGUCCCUUCUGACUAAGCUCAACGUCUUCAUCUGAAAUAAAAUGAAAGCUGUGCCAAACGGGGUAGAACCGCCGGGCCGCUGGUUCUGAUCCCCAGGAACCAGGAAAUCGUCCUUCAGCUUAAAAAAAAAAUUUUUAAAAAAAGGAAAGAGGAAAAAAUAGAAAUAGAAAAAAAAAUGCCUCAGUAAAAGUUUAAGGCGAGAAGUGGCAGAGGCAGUGGCGCGAGGAGGCGCGGAGGAGCGCUGGCAAGCGGGGGACUGGGCUGGCAAGACCUCCGAAGGCUGCGAUUUCAUUAUUAAUAUCAGUAUAUUUUUGGAGGGAGAGGCCCCUUUCUCAUCCUCUCUUCCUCUCCGCCCACCCCUAUUCCCUCCCCCUCAUCUACCUGUCAAAGUCACUGAUCUUUUGCAUUUCGGAAGAGGACGUCAACGGGAAGGAAUUCCCCCUCUUGGUGCGGGUUCCGAGAGGGGUCGACGCGCAGGAGGCUCCCCCCGAGGGGCCCGAGGCGAAGGGUCUUGGUGCCAGAAGAAAAGAAUGAUUGAUGGGAAACAGACACCGGGCCAUAGACACUCAUCCUUUUGCUUCAGAUACUGAUGUCAGUGCGUCUGAGCAUCCUUUGUGAGCUGUGAACAUUGAAGAUCACCCAUGGUUAUCGGAUGUACAACAGGAAAGCAACCACUUUGCUAAAUCAUUAUCUGCUACGGGACGUCUUUUACAAAAAUCAAACGAGACCUGAGUCUAAUAGAUUUGUUCUAGAACAACGAAAACACAGCAAGUUGUUGUUAACGCCUAACGCAGAAGUAUGUUAGGCUUCCACCAAAGUUCUCAAUAUACCUGCACACACUCAAUAUCUUAACUCUUCACUUUUAGUUUUGGAAUUUACUUUACGAUCUCAUCCUCUUUUUUUAAAAAAAAAUACAGAUCUACCUGCAUAUAGACGUAUAGGUAUAUGUAAAAUAAACAUAGAUCACUGAUAAGCAAACCCUGCUUUAGUUACCACGAAGAUUGCCAAGAAUUUAGAGAUGUAUUUGUCAAGAUUCCUGUCAAUCCAUGCCCUUUGGGUUACAGUGUCCUCAGUGAUGCAGCCCUACCCUUUGGUGUGGGGACAUUAUGACGUGUGUAAGACUCAGAUUUACACAGAAGAAGGGAAAGUUUGGGAUUACAUGGCCUGUCAGCCGGAAUCCACGGACAUGACAAAAUACCUGAAAGUGAAACUGGAUCCUCCGGACAUUACUUGUGGAGACCCUCCUGAGACAUUCUGUGCGAUGGGCAACCCCUACAUGUGCAAUAAUGAGUGUGAUGCAAGUACCCCUGAAUUGGCGCAUCCCCCUGAGCUGAUGUUUGAUUUUGAAGGAAGACAUCCCUCCACAUUUUGGCAGUCUGCUACUUGGAAGGAGUAUCCCAAGCCUCUCCAGGUUAACAUCACUCUGUCUUGGAGCAAAACCAUUGAGCUCACAGACAACAUAGUUAUUACUUUUGAAUCGGGGCGUCCAGACCAAAUGAUCCUGGAGAAAUCACUCGAUUAUGGACGAACAUGGCAGCCCUAUCAAUAUUAUGCCACAGACUGCUUAGAUGCUUUUCACAUGGAUCCUAAAUCCGUGAAGGAUUUAUCACAGCAUACGGUCUUAGAAAUCAUUUGCACUGAAGAGUACUCCACGGGGUAUAUGACAAAUAGCAAAAUAAUCCACUUUGAAAUCAAAGACAGGUUCGCGUUUUUCGCUGGACCAUGGCUACGCAAUAUGGCUUCCCUCUACGGACAGCUGGAUACAACCAAGAAACUCAGAGAUUUCUUUACAGUCACAGACCUGAGGAUAAGGCUUUUGAGACCAGCCGUUGGGGAAAUAUUUGUAGAUGAGCUACACUUGGCACGCUACUUUUACGCAAUCUCAGACAUAAAAGUGCACGGAAGGUGCAAGUGUAAUCUCCAUGCCACUGUGUGUGUGUAUGACAACAGCAAAUUGACCUGUGAAUGUGAGCACAACACUACAGGUCCAGACUGUGGGAAAUGCAAGAAGAAUUAUCAGGGCCGACCUUGGAGUCCAGGCUCGUAUCUCCCCAUCCCCAAAGGCACUGCAAAUACCUGUAUCCCCAGUAUUUCCAGUAUUGGUAAUUGUGAAUGCUUCGGCCACUCCAAUCGAUGCAGUUAUAUCGAUCUGCUAAAUACAGUCAUUUGCGUGAGCUGUAAACACAACACUAGAGGGCAGCACUGUGAGUUAUGCAGGCUGGGCUACUUCAGAAAUGCUUCUGCACAGCUGGACGAUGAGAAUGUGUGCAUAGAGUGUUAUUGUAACCCUUUGGGCUCAGUCCAUGAUCGUUGUAAUGGCUCAGGAUUUUGUGAGUGUAAGACUGGAACGACAGGGCCUAAGUGUGAUGAGUGUCUGCCGGGAAAUUCCUGGCACUACGGCUGUCAACCGAAUGUCUGCGACAACGAGCUCCUGCACUGCCAGAACGGAGGGACAUGCCACAACAACGUGCGCUGCCUGUGCCCGGCCGCAUACACGGGCAUCCUGUGCGAGAAGCUGCGGUGCGAGGAGGCGGGCAGCUGCGGCUCCGACUCAGGCCAGGGGGCGGCCCCGCGAGGCUCCCCGGCGCUGCUGCUGCUGACCGCUCUGCUGGGGACAGCCAGCCCCCUGGUGUUCUAGGCGUUGCAUCCAGCCACCAGACGGGCCUGUGCCGUGGGGAAACCAACACCACCCAAGCAUUUGCUGCUAACAUAGGAAACACACACUCAGACACCCCCACUCAAACACAGUGUACAAACUAAGAAGGCCUAAUUGAACUAAGCCAUAUUUAUCAGCCGUGGACAGCACAUCCGAGUCAAGACUGUUAAUUUCUGACUCCAGAGGAGUUGGCAGCUGUUGCUAUCACUGCAGAUCACUUUGCCAGCUGCAGAGCUUAUUGCCGAUGGGAAAGGCUGUGACAGCCCCCCAAACAGGAAAGACGAAAAACAAAUCAACCGACCUAAAAACAUUUGCUACUCUCGCGUGGUGCGCCCCAGCACCGCUCGGCCCAGUGUGUGGACCAACCAAAUAGAAGCAUUCUUUGCUGGCAGUGCAUUGUGGGUAUAAGGAAAUCUGUUACAAGCUGCCAUAUUGGCCUGCUUCAGUCCCUGAAUCCCUUCCAACCUGUGCUUUAGUGAACGUUGCUCUGUAACCCUUGUUGGUUGAAAGAUUUCUUUGUCUGAUGUUAGUAAUGCACAUGUGUAACAGCCCCUCCGAAAGCUCAAGCCAGUCAUACCCCAUAUAUCUUAGCAGCACUGAGUCAUCCCAGUGCGGGCACACAUCCACUGUCCAAGAGUGGCUAUAGGAAAAGAGAAAGUGUAUCUAUCCUUUUGUAUUCAAAUGAAGUUAUUUUUCUUGAAAUACUGUAAUAUGUAGAUUUUUUGUAUUCUUGCCAAUUUGUGUUACCAGACAAUCUGUUAAUGUAUCUAAUUCGAAUCAGCAAAGACUGACAAUUUUAUUUUGUCCUCUUCUGUUCUGUUUUGUUUCAUUGUGCAGAGAUUUCUCUGUAAGGGCAACGAACGUGCGGGCAUCAAAGAAUAUCAGUUUACAUAUAUAACAAGUGUAAUAAGAUUCCACCAAAGGACAUUCUAAGUGUUUUCUUGUUGCUUUAACACUGGAAGAUUUAAAGAAUAAAAAUUCCUGCAUAAACGAUUUCAGGAAUUUGUAUUGCAAUUUCUUAAGAUGAAAGGAGCAGCCACCAAGCCGUUCCACACUCACUUUACUGAUUUCUAUGUGGACUGAAUACAUUCAGCUGACGAAUUUAGUACCCAGGAAGACGGAUUGAUGUUCACUAGCUUGGACAACGUCUGCAAAAUAUGAGACUAUUUCCACUUGGGAAAAAUUAUAACAGCAAAAAAAAAAAAAAAGAAAUCUAAGUGAUUGCCAAGAUUAUGCCAAAGCCUGUUGGCAGAGUAUUAAGAGACUUUUAUUUUUAAGUCAUGCUAUUUUCACAGAUUGAUGUGAUCAUGUGACUCUAGGGAUGCUGAUCUAUGUAUCUUUCCAAAUACAGUGUUUACAUGGAGUAUCAUAAAAGGCAGCCUGGGGACCCAGGAAAAUCGCAGGGAAAUUGAGUGAUUAGCAAUUUGACUUUGAAUAUAUUAAGACUAAGUAUUUAGAGGAAAUAUCAAAACAUACAGCAGCAAGUAGACAUAACUGCUGUUCCCAAGAAUAAAGUUUGUUUUAA